AUGGGUCAGCGAAUUUCUUGUCUGAAUAUAGCGACAGAGUCGGAGUGUGUGUACAGUUUACAUCCUAGUACACCACUUCAGUUAAAUAAUGACACGCCUCCUCAAGAAAACCAUCAGCUUGAUGAGAGCCGUGUCGUUCCUUGUGAGGAAGAUGGAGGGAGUUUGGUAAAGGAGAAAAAGAAAGAGAAGAAAAAAACGAGUUUUUGGAGAAAGCUGUUCCGCUUUUCACGCCAAAGAACUGGAAGGGGUAAAAAGGUGGAGCAGGUGGACAGUGAGAAGGUGAAGCCAGUCACCGAAGCAGAACCUUCUACUGAUGAUCAAACCUCAGUAGGAAACAUCCCAAACCCUGUUGAGCAUCAUGACAACCAGCAAGCUCCUAACAGCCUUGAGGUUCCUUCCUCCAUCAUUGACCUGCAAAUACAGGAACAGUGUGAGAAUGUGGAGCUGGAGGAAGAAACGUCUACUGAUGAUCCAACUUCAGUGGAGACCAUAUCUUCUGUAGAGAGUUAUGGUCCUCAGAACACUCCCAACAGUAGUUUUGAGAUUCCUCUCUUCGCUGUUGACGAGCAAAUCCAGGAGUUUCCAGAUGAUCUGUCAGAGGAAGAAACUGUGUGUCCUCUGGCAGAAAACCCAAGCCAAGACAUGGUCUUGAUUAUUGGGAGCAUGUGCUGGACCUACAACAUGGGUGAGCUACUGGGAGAAGGAGGAUUUGGUGCCGUAUAUGCUGGUGUCCGUGCCCAUGAUGGUCUUCCGGUGGCAAUCAAGUUUGCCAAAAAAAUGGAGGGCAUGGAAUAUCUCUACGUUCCUGGCCUUCCAGAACUUGUACCACUUGAAAUCGGCCUCACACUUAUGGCAAACAAGGGUCCCAGCUCACCCAACAUAAUCGAGCUGCUGGAUUGGCAGGACUUUCCAGACCAUUAUAUAAUGGUCCUGCAGCGCCCUUCACCAUGCCUGAGUGUGUUCAAGCUUUUGGAGAGCUGUGGCAACAUCUUUGAAGAAAGGUUUGCUCGGUAUGUGAUGCGCCAGGUUAUCGAGGCAGCUGAGACCUGCUGCCGGCGCGGAGUAUUCCACAGAGAUAUAAAGUUGGAGAACUUGAUCAUCAACACACAAACCAUGGAUGUCACCUUGAUUGACUUCGGCUGUGGGAACCUGUUCCACGAAACAGAGUACCACACUUUUAGUGGCACAGAGAUGUACUGCCCUCCAGAGUUUUUCGAAACGGGCAAAUACUUUGCACGGCCAGCAACCGUGUAUUCGCUUGGAGUGCUGCUAUACACUAUGGUGUGCGGAUAUAUGCCAGACUACACGGAUCGGGAAAAGAUGCAGCACUGGCUCUGGUAUCUGCCGUCUUUGUCUUGUGAAUGCAGUCAUCUCAUAAAUGCCUGUCUGCAUCCCGAUCCCAGCGAGAGGAUACAACUGGAGCAGAUUCUCCUCCACGACUGGUUUACGAUCUCACCAUCAGACAUGGAGGAUGAGCGCCCGGUCCUGGUCAUGCAGGAAGAGCUUAUUAGCCAGGCAUGCUAA
This is a messenger RNA of Danio rerio (zebrafish), 1524 nucleotides long. NCBI's taxonomy places the organism in Eukaryota, Metazoa, Chordata, Actinopteri, Cypriniformes, Danionidae. The record is from RefSeq and is a predicted model, not a curated record.